AUGCCCAAAUCCAUUUGCAUCAGACACCAACAAAUUUCACCCAAAAAUAAUUGUUUAUUUCUUAAUAACGAAAAUGCCCCUCCGGAAUCCCUUUUCCCCCUUUCAAUUCACGUGAAUUCCAAUUCUCUCUCUCUCCCCCAAAUUCGAUUAAAUUGGGGAAAAAGGAAAUUAUAGAUCAAUCGCCGCUUUCCUUUGUUGAAUUUUCGAUUGAAUUUUUUGUUUUUUUUUUCAGAACGCCGGAAAACCGUUUUCGCCUUUUUUUUCCGGCAUCUGAUCGGAAAUGGUUACCCCGGAGAACACGAAUUGGCUGUACGAUUACGGGUUCGAGGAUAUUACAGUUCCCGUCGGCAAUUUGUCUUCGCCUAGCCCUGGAUUUUCGUGGCCCGUUCAGCAACCCUUGAAUGGCGGCUCAUCAAAUGCUAGUGUUGAAAUUGACGGAUCACUUGGAGAAUCAGAUGUGCAGAAAGAAACUGGAUCGAAAAAGAGAGCUAGAACUGAAUCAUGUGCUCCAUCAAACACCAAAGCAUGCAGGGAGAAACAAAGAAGGGAUAGACUAAACGACAAGUUUAUGGAAUUAGGUGCUAUUCUUGAACCUGGAAGACCUCCCAAAACAGAUAAAUCUGCUAUUUUAUCAGAUGCCCUUCGUAUGGUAACUCAACUAAGAACCGAAGCUCAGAAACUCAAAGACGCAAACUUGAAUCUCCAAGAGAAGAUUAAGGAGCUCAAAGCUGAGAAAAACGAGCUUCGUGAUGAGAAGCAAAGGCUGAAGGCUGAGAAGGAGAAAGUGGAGCAGCAGCUAAAGACGGUGAAUGGGGCCCCACAACCCGGCUUUUUGCCAGCUCAUCAGGCCAUGCCAGGUGGCAACAAAUUGGUUCCGAUUAUCAGCUAUCCAGGCGUCGCCAUGUGGCAGUUCAUGCCGCCUGCCGCUGUUGACACGUCUCAAGACCAUGUGCUCCGCCCACCGGUGGCAUAAGCUGCCGGCACCUUUGAUGACAUGUUUUAUUGCGUGUCGAAAAUUAUUCGUCGCUGUUUAACUAGUUUUUUGUUCAAGUAUAUUUAUAUCUAACUUGGAUCUUAUGGCGGAUUACUGAGACCAUUUUGUGAUUGUUAAAACUUUAAUUCUAGUGUUUAGUUUAAUGGUGGUUUGAAAUUUGUGUAAAGUUUAAUAAUUUUCGCUCUGCGUAAUUAGUGCUCUCUUAUGUUAA
Molecule: messenger RNA, 1205 nt
Organism: Erythranthe guttata (spotted monkey flower)
Lineage: Eukaryota; Viridiplantae; Streptophyta; Magnoliopsida; Lamiales; Phrymaceae
Product: transcription factor ILR3
Biological process (GO): intracellular iron ion homeostasis; regulation of DNA-templated transcription
Molecular function (GO): protein dimerization activity; DNA-binding transcription factor activity
Source: RefSeq, a predicted model, not a curated record